Molecule: messenger RNA, 998 nt
Organism: Andrographis paniculata
Lineage: Eukaryota; Viridiplantae; Streptophyta; Magnoliopsida; Lamiales; Acanthaceae
Exons: 7
Coding region: 155-802 (215 amino acids)
Cellular component (GO): nucleus
Source: RefSeq, a predicted model, not a curated record
CACGUUGGGCCGAAGGAAUGCUUAUUAACAGCAGACAACGCCCAUUGUAUUGUGCAGAGUGCAUAGGGCAGCAGUUGGCAGUUUCCUCUGGGAACGAACGACGGAGUGAGGUUUCUCCUAACAGUAGCACCGGCGGAUAUAUAUUGUACUAGAUAUGGCGGAUGAUGACUUACCGCCGCCGAUAAGGUUGAUGAAUUUCGUCUCUGAAGAUCAGUUGAAAGAAGCUCGGAAGAGUCGCGGAGCUCGAGUCGAGGAUGGUACAGCCCAGAGAGAUCGAUCCCUUUACGAGAUUCUAAAAGAGAAUAAGGAUAAGAAAGAUGCGGAGUUUAACGAACGCUUCAAACACAGACCACCAAAAGCUCUGGAUGAAGAUGAGACGGAGUUUCUUGAUCAAUUAGAGAUGUCAAAGAAAGAAUUUGAGCGGCAUUUGGCUGAUGAAGAGGAGCAGCAGCUGCGUAGUUUUCAGGCAGCAGUGGCAUCACAGUCCAAUGUUAUACAAGAGCUAAAGGAAGCACCUUCAGUUCAGAAAAAUCAGGUGGUUGAACAGGACAAAAAUUCCUUAGCGGGAAGGAAGAAUCCUCCAAGCCGCCAUCCUUCUGCGAUGGUAAUCAAAGUAAAGAAAGCAAAAGUGGAAAGUCCAGAAUCACAGGAAACAGCAAGGGUGGAAAAAUCAAGUGUCGGGGGCAAGAUGGAUGAACAAGGGAGAAGUGGGGAUCUAGACAAAGGAAAUGUUGAGUUGCCUUCAAGGCCUGUAGUUAGUGGGCUGGUUGCAUAUAGCGAUGAAAGUGAGGAUGAUGAGUGAUGUUCAAUGUUAAACAUUCACUAGGUGUUUUAGGCAAUUUUGUGUUUCUGUAUCCUCAUCAUCGAAUAUAAGGGCCAGCUUUGACCUGUUUUGGGUUGGUUGGUUGGCUGGCUGGCUGGUGCAUGAUUUGGGAUUUGAUUGUUGUUAUAUAUUCUUUAUAGAAGGCGAAGUUCUUGGCAAAUGAACAUUAAAACAA